Messenger RNA from Acanthosepion pharaonis, 720 nucleotides. Lineage: Eukaryota; Metazoa; Mollusca; Cephalopoda; Sepiida; Sepiidae. The record is from the annotation of a GenBank genome assembly.
AUGGUGGGUACGGACUCGAGAGCUGCGAAAACCGGACCCGGAUUUUCCAGGGCCGCCAGCGCACCGGACGCCGCCCGAGCCGCGGCGCUCUGCAGGUACCUUUUCCGUAUCUCCGGACGAGCCGAUUCCACGGACACGGUCCUUUACGAAGAAGAGAACUCUUCCCGGGGCUCUCGGCGACGUCUCCGGGCUCGCUUGCGUCACCGCGGUUUCGCCCGAGAAGCGACGAGACGCCACCGACAUCGCUGCCAGCAGCGCCGCCACCCCGGGGCACUCUCCGAGUCCGGGUUCGGGAAUAUUAAUCCGAUUCCCUUUCGACGGAAGGCCGGCCGUUCGUCGUUCGCGGCGUUUUGUUUGAGGACAACAAAAGAGAGACUUACGGAUCCGGCGCCUUUCGGGAAGACUUUCGCCUGCGUCUUAGGACCGACUGACCCGUGCUCGACCGCCGUUGGCACGGAACCCUUCUCCACUUCGGUCUUCGAAGGUCUCGUUCGAAUAUUUGCUACUACCACCGAGAUCUGCACCCGCGGUCGGCUCCACCCGGGCUCGCGCCCUAGGCUUCCGUGCUCCUACUCGUCGCGGCAUCGGUUAGGCGCGCGCAUCGUUUUCGUCCUACGCAAGCGCUCCUCGCCGCGACGGUCCGGCAUUGGUCCGUCGCUCCAGCGCCAUCCAUUUUCGGGGCCGGUCGAUUCGGCAGGUGAGUUGUUACACACUCCUUAG